ACUGACACCGCUUUGAAGUUUAAAGCAUUAGGCGAUAUCUUUGGUUUUCGUUAAACUCUGCUUCUUGAUCUUUAUCUUUUACUUUCACAAAACUGAUCGUUUCAAUGGGGAAGAAAUCUAAACUGCAGAAACUCAAUGUUGCUACUGAAAUGAAUCUGGAUCCUACACCGGAGAUGAUACCGAUAAAUGGUUCAGACCAUCGUAUUGUAUCAAAGAAGGUAUCAAACCACAAAAGCAGUGUUAGGCGAUCUGGAAGGCUUCAAAGUGUAGUAAAGCCUGUUCAGAUUCAGAAUCAAGUGGUUGAACAAAUAGAUCUUUUAGAGAGCGAAAAAGAAGAGGAUCUUCAUGUUCAAAAUGCAAUUGAAAACCAUGUGGAAGAAGAAGAAAAAGAAGAGCCAUGUAAUGAAGACUCGGGUGAUCAGAAGAUAAGAGAUGAACAGGUUCAUCAUCUUGUAAAAACAAUUGAAGAAUAUAAAUCCAAGGGAGGACAGGGGCCUGUUUCAAGUGAAAGCACCUCGGUUGGCUUAAUCUACAAGAGUUUAUACCUCGAUUCCCAAAAGAAGAUUGAAGCUCUAACUUUGGAGAAUCAUGACCUUGCAAGAAAGUUGGAAAUCGUUCUAGCGAAACUUGAAGUGUAUGAGAACAUCAACAGGUCUACACAAGCGGUUAUUGUAUCGAAUCUUGAAAAGGCGAUUGAAGCAUUGGUUAGGCCUGCAUCGUAUUUUUCUUCUAGUGGUGGUGAUGCUGAGGCGGGUGGUGGUGGUGGUGGUGCGGUGGCUAAAGAGGAGUCAGCCAAGAAACGGAGACAUGAUCAUGUCAUCUGAUGACAUGGCAUGGAUUGGUUUCUAAUCUUUUGGUAGGUC
This is a messenger RNA of Lactuca virosa, 863 nucleotides long. NCBI's taxonomy places the organism in Eukaryota, Viridiplantae, Streptophyta, Magnoliopsida, Asterales, Asteraceae. The record is from the annotation of a GenBank genome assembly.